UUCGGUUGCAGCCUGUAAAAAAAAUCAUUUUUUUUAAUUUUAAUUUUUACCCCAACACCCAGAAUUGAUCUCGAUGUUUGUUAUAGUUUUUGUAGUGACUUGGAAGGUUAAAUUGUGUUAUAAUGUGUCUGGGCUGUAAUCAUAGAUUACGUCAACCCCUUGUUGUCAAGAUCAAUUCUCGGAUUGAAAAGGAUUUUGCCCAAGCAAAUUUAGUGAAUAUAGGUUGGUGAUUGAUUAUGCCGUGGCAGGUUGUUAUGACAUUGUUUUCUUGUCUCUGAAAAAUUGGUCUAGAGAUCCUUUAGUUAAUGUUUAUGGUUUAUUGUUUUCUCCUGGCCUUUUCAUAAAAGUGUCUAGCUGGAAAUUUUCUAUUAAUGCUCUGUUAGUUCGAAUUACGUGUUCAAUUUGGUUUCCAAUUAUCCUAAAUAUACCUAUUCUAAGUUAAGUAACCAUCUUGUAAUUUCCCUGGAACGAUUUUGAAAAUUAUAUCCGACAUAAUUAUUUUGCUUAUAGGUUGUUAAUUUUAGGGUGUUUCACAAAUAUUCAUGGGUUCUUGCCUUUUGAAAAUAUGAAGUGUUCAUACCUUUAAUGUCAAAUUGCAUCUAUUGUCUGUUUGCUUCUGUAGAUUAUUUUUCCUUUCUCUAUGUUCGGUCCAAUUGCUACCAUCUAGCAACCCAAAGGCAAAAUCUCUUCAAGAGGAAGCUCAAAUGGAAUAUUUAUUUGGCUCUUCAAGCUAUUGUUUUUGGGUAACUGUGCUUUUACUUAUAGUAUUAAGCACUGCUCUGGAAGGCAAUGGAGAGGAUGAUCAUCAAGCAUGUAAACAGAAAGCGGUGGUUCCUAGGCCUCACAGUGUGUCAAUAUUAGAGUUUGGGGCAGUUGGAGAUGGAAAAACAUUGAACACAGUUGCAUUCCAAAAUGCAGUUUUUUAUGCCAAGUCAUUUGCUGACAAAGGUGGUGCUAAAUUAUAUGUUCCAUCUGGCAAGUGGCUUACCGGAAGUUUUAACCUUACCAGCCACCUCACUCUCUUCCUUGAAAGAGGCGCAACCAUCAUUGCAUCACAGGAUUAUGAACACUGGACUGCAGUGGAUCCCCUACCUUCCUAUGGUCGAGGAAUUGAUGUUCCUGGUAGGAGAUACAGCAGUUUGAUUUAUGGACAGAACUUAAGUGAUGUGGUGAUUACAGGUGAUAAUGGAAUUAUUGAUGGUCAGGGUUCUGUUUGGUGGGACCUAUUUAAGACUCAUUCCUUAAAUAACAGCAGACCACACAUUAUAGAACUUGUUGGUUCUGAUAACAUCAUUAUCUCAAAUUUGACAUUUUUAAACUCUCCUGCUUGGAGCAUCCAUCCGGUAUAUUGCAGCAACGUUCAAAUCCACAACAUAACAGCUCAUGCACCAACCGAUUCCCCUUACACAAGUGGCAUAGUUCCAGAUUCUUCUCAGUACGUUUGCAUUGAGAACAGCAAUAUUAACACUGGUCAUGAUGCGAUUGCGCUGAAGAGUGGCUGGGAUCAAUAUGGCAUUGCCUAUGGCAAACCAACCUCAAACGUCCACAUCAGGCGUGUUUAUCUACAAUCAUCUACUGGCGCUGGCCUAGCAUUUGGAAGUGAGAUGUCUGGAGGCAUAUCUGAUAUAGUUGCAGAGAAGCUCCACAUUAUGAACUCGACCAUUGGCAUUGAACUGAAGACAACUAGGGGUAGAGGUGGCUAUAUGAAAAACAUCUUUAUUUCGGAUGCAAAAUUGGAAAAUAUUUUCUUGGGUAUCAGCAUGACAGGAUACUAUGGUUCCCAUCCAGAUGACAAGUAUGAUCCUAAUGCAGUUCCAGGUGUUGGUAAUAUUACUUUUGAGAAUGUGAUUGGUGCAGAUAUUGCUAUUGCUGGGAAUUUUUCAGGAAUAAUUGAUUCCCCAUUCACUCCUAUCUGUCUCUCAAACGUGACUUUUUCUACCAGUUCUGAGUCAUCUCCUUCAUGGUUUUGUUCUAAUGUAAAGGGAAUCUCUGAGGAGGUGUUUCCUGAGCCAUGUCCUGAUCUGCAGCACACGUAUUCAAACUUCCCUUCUUGCAUUUCUUCCCUUCAUUCGUCAUCUAGUUAUGUCUCAAGCGCAUGAGAUCAUCAUCUCCAAGAAUCUAGUCAUUCCUUUGAUUCAACCUGUACAUGAGACACAAAAUUCAUAUUCUCCAUCAGGAACUUCAUUACAAUUUUCCAAUAAAGGAAAUUCUUGAUGUAAAGUUGUUCUUUCUCUUCAACAUUUCAAUGAACCUUCCUCUUUUCUGUGCAUGAAAAGGUCGUCUAGAGUGGUGUCAAUUCCGAAUUGGUAUAUUUUAUGUACAGCCCCAAUUUCUUCAUUCAUGUACAAGAAAUUUUUGAUGUUGGUGUACAGCCUAAGACUAUUUCUAUUUGCCAUCAAUUUACCAUGUACAAUAUGGAGUGCUACAUUGUGAGGGUGUGUGGUGUGACAAAACUACGGUUUUCUUUGCAUAGACGACUGGAUUAAUCUUGAGUAUCUUUGUUCAUUGUUUCUUGACAUUGCAUAAUCAUACGUGAGAAUGAUAUUAUUACCUUUGAA
Molecule: messenger RNA, 2558 nt
Organism: Cajanus cajan (pigeon pea)
Lineage: Eukaryota; Viridiplantae; Streptophyta; Magnoliopsida; Fabales; Fabaceae
Source: RefSeq, a predicted model, not a curated record